Molecule: messenger RNA, 1611 nt
Organism: Phytophthora sojae
Lineage: Eukaryota; Oomycota; Peronosporomycetes; Peronosporales; Peronosporaceae
Exons: 1
Coding region: 1-1611 (536 amino acids)
Molecular function (GO): manganese ion binding; metalloaminopeptidase activity
Source: RefSeq, a predicted model, not a curated record
AUGGCCUCCAUCGCUCUGCUGCAGAAGAAGCGCGCGGCGGCCUACGACCCCAAGAACCGCAAGGCAAGCGGCCAGCGCCGGCCGAGCUCCAACGGCGCGGCCCUGAACGGGGCCGGCAACCGCAAGACGCUGCUUCAGGCACUUGACCGCACUGGCCGCGCGCUGGCGGACCCGGCCGAGGGCUACGAGCUGUUCCCCAUCGACUUCUCGAUGCACGUGCAGAUCCGCCAGAACGUGGUGCAGCGCUUCCUGCAGACGCACCCGGAGGCCAAGGGCAGCGCGGCCGCCAUCCUGCUGCACGGCGGCGUGGAACUGGACCGCUACGACACGGACAUCCAGUACAACUUCCACCAGGAGAGCUUCUUCCAGUACCUCUUCGGCGUGCGCGAGCCCGGGUGCGCCGGCCUGCUGGACCUGGCCACGCGCCGGGCCGUGCUGUUCGUGCCGCGCCUGAGCGACGAGUGGGAGCUCUGGUGCGGCGACCGCAAGCCGCUGGCCUACUUCAAGGCGCACUACAAGGUGGACGAGGUCUACUACGUGGACGAGCUGGCGGCCGUGCUGGCCGACAAGCUCAAGGCCAAGAAGCUCUUCGUUCUGCACGGCAAGAACUCGGACAGUGGCCUGGAGACCACCACCACGUCUACGUUCGAGGGCAUCGACAAGUUCGAGGUGGACCGGCAGACGCUGCACCCGGUGCUGGUCGAGAGCCGCGUCAUCAAGACGGAGAAGGAGCUCGAGCUGCUGCGCUUCGUCAACAAGCUGUCGUCGCGCGCGCACGUGAACGUGAUGAAGAGCAUCCGGCCGGGCAAGAUGGAGUUCCACGCCGAGAGCGACUUCCUGCACUACGUGUACAGCAACGGCGGCGCGCGCUUCCACGCGUACACGUGCAUCUGUGGCAGCGGCCACAAUGCCUCAGCCCUUCACUAUGGCCACGCCGGUGCACCUAACGACAAGCUUCUUGAGGACGGCGACCUGUUCCUCAAUGACAUGGGCGGUGAGCUGCACGGAUACACCUCGGACAUCACGUGCACGUGGCCCGUGAAUGGCGUCUUCUCGGCGGACCAGCGCAUGGUGUACGAAGGCGUGCUGAAGGCGCACGACGCCGUGAUGGCCGCUAUCAAGCCUGGCGUUAGCUACGUUGACAUGCACUUGCUGUCGCACCGCGUGCUGACCCAGCACCUCCUGGAGUACGGCCUCUUCCAGAACGGCACGGUCGACGAGCUCAUGGACCACGAGAUCUCGGCGUACUUCUACCCGCACGGCCUGGGCCACUUGAUGGGCCUGGACACUCACGACGUCGGCGGCAUCCCCGUGGGCUACACGCGCUCGACCAAGAAGAUCCUGGCCAAGCUGCGCUGUGUGCGCAACCUCGAGAAGAACAUGGUGCUAACGGUGGAGCCGGGCUGCUACUUCAUCGAGGCCCAGAUCCAGGCCGUGCUGGCCAACCCGGUGACUGCCAAAUUCGUCAACCAGGAGAUGCUGUCUCGCUUCCGCGGUACCGGCGGCGUCCGAAUCGAGUCGGAUGUGGUCGUGACCGCUACGGGCGUCGAGUGCAUGAGCCAAGUGCCUCGGACUGUCGAGGAGAUCGAGGCCACCAUGCAGAAGGCGUAG